Messenger RNA from Anastrepha obliqua, 1443 nucleotides. RefSeq names its product stimulator of interferon genes protein homolog (gene Sting). Gene Ontology annotation, cellular component: autophagosome; endoplasmic reticulum membrane. Lineage: Eukaryota; Metazoa; Arthropoda; Insecta; Diptera; Tephritidae. Gene Ontology annotation, molecular function: 2',3'-cyclic GMP-AMP binding; cyclic-di-GMP binding. The coding region runs from base 162 to 1271 and encodes 369 amino acids. Gene Ontology annotation, biological process: positive regulation of macroautophagy; autophagosome assembly; innate immune response. The transcript has 4 exons. The record is from RefSeq and is a predicted model, not a curated record.
GACCACUAAUGGGUUAAUGAGUUAGUAAAAAGAAUGUGCAUAGCGUUUAGAGUUCGCAGAAAUGUGAAAAUAUCCUCCGGCUACUGUUUUGCUUUCAUGUUAAUCGGUCAAUCAAUUACUUUUAGUGUUACACAUGUUCUGGUGGUUUUGGUUUUUUGGAUAUGCAACCUGUUGAAGCAAAAAUUGGUGUAUUGCUUGAUAGUAGCAACCGUUUAGAUGGUGAUAGAUUGAAACCGAGGCGUAAAAAGUCCCACCUAAUAAGAAUGACUACGUUUGGAGACUAUAUAAAUAACUGGGUGUAUAUAUUGAUCACCAUAUUUAUUGCUGAUGUGCUGCUUCGUUUUUUUAAAGUACUUUGCGAGUACUUCAAGUACACUAAUCAUUAUUUGCCCGAAAAUCGCUUCUGGACUAUAUUGUCUUAUGCUUAUUGUUACAAUACCGCAACUAUGGUUAUUUUUCUAUGCGUUACAUCUGUUAUUAUCAUACGAGUCAGCUUCAAUAAGCAUGUGGAUAUAUUCCCGCCUAUGGAAUAUUUAACAUACAUUCCUGUUUGGUGGCUAGUUUGCUUGGCACAGUUAGGGCAUAGCACACUCGAUUAUGCCAUGUUUAUCCGUGGAAGUCAUGGUUUAGAUUCUGCGUCAAGUAUGGCAGCCAAUUUCUUCCAUGGGUAUUUAAAAAUAACACUGCCAGCAUACACAAACCACACAGGUAUACGGGAACGUAUUGACCAUUACGAGCAGGUGCACGAUGUAAAAUUUGCGACCGACCGUCUAGUUAUAUUAGUUCCAAGCAAACUUUUUAUACAAUCUAAAUUCGAUAGUCCCUAUCUGGAAAAGGCAGAGCCACUACCUCAAGUACUACGUAACCGUGCCGGUGUCCUUCGCUCUUACAAAAAUGAUGUUUACCGUUUUACUAAGCCAAUUAACAAUCGAUUUUAUUAUUUGGCGCUGGAAGGAGCUACCCCGAUUCUAACAUUUUUCGAAACUUUGAAUUUUCAACUCACUAGCACUAAACAGAUAUUGGAAAUGAACCGUGAAAUCCUUUUGAAAUUCUACAAGUAUUUGAGGAAAUUGAUUUAUAUGUGGCCAGAAACAGAGGCAGAAAUUGAUUUGAUUUUCUAUAAUGAUCACAAAUCAAAUGGGGAAAAGCAGGAUGUUGGAGAGAUGUUGUUCAAUCAUUUCAAAAGUUUAAUACUUUCUAAAGAGAUGUCUAACUCAAACGAAAGUAUUCAAAAUGCUGAUAUGGACAAUGAUAACAUGCCUGAUGAAUGACAUUGAAAAGUGAUGCAAACAGUUUUCUAGUGAUAAAACGUAGGCUAUUACUUGCAUUUGAAAUGUAAGCUUUAUUAUUUAUUUACAAUAUUAUGUGCCUUUAUUAUAUGACUAAAUGAAGGGGUUUUCCAAAGCAAAUAGGACUUUGCACAAAUAAAAACGAAUUAUUUUA